GCAAAGCCAAAGACUUCGUCAAUACACCCACACACGCGCUCUGAAACUCCCUGUAACCUGUCUCUCUGUCUCUCUCUCUCUCUCUGAGUCGCAGGGAGGGAGACUGACUUGCUUCAACUGCGCGGCAAUGGCGCCUGCGAUGAAGAUCGUGUUCGGUCUCCUCACAUUCGUCACCGUCGGAAUGAUCAUUGGUGCUUUUCUUCAGUUGGCCUUCAUACAUAAGCUGGAGGUUGAGUCAUACAGUCGGCCAGGUACUAUUCGUCUUGAAAAUGAUAGAGAGGCAGAAAGUUUACGUCUUGGAUAUGUGAAACCUGAGAUUAUUAGCUGGUUCCCACGAAUCAUUGUCCUGCACAACUUUUUGAGCAUGGAGGAGUGUGAUUAUCUCAGAGCCAUUGCCAUGCCACGUCUUCAGGUUUCUACUGUGGUGGAUACAAAAACAGGAAAGGGAAUUAAGAGUGAUGUUAGGACGAGCUCUGGUAUGUUUCUGAGUCCCAAUGAGCGAAAAUAUCCAAUGAUUCAGCAAAUUGAGAAGCGCAUCUCUGUUUUUGCUCAAGUGCCAGUAGAAAAUGGAGAGCUAAUGCAAGUCUUGAGGUAUGAAAAGAAUCAGUUCUACAAGCCUCACCAUGACUACUUUUCCGACACUUUCAACUUGAAGCGAGGCGGUCAGCGAAUAGCUACGAUGCUCAUGUAUUUGAGUGACAAUGUCGAGGGUGGAGAAACGUACUUCCCCCUGGCCGGUGAUGGCGAUUGUAUCUGCGGUGGGAAGACGAUGAAGGGGUUAUCGGUGAAGCCAGUAAAAGGCGAUGCGAUCCUCUUCUGGAGCAUGGGAUUAGAUGGACAGUCAGAUCCAAACAGCAUUCAUGGAGGAUGUGAGGUAUUGUCAGGGGAGAAGUGGUCUGCUACUAAGUGGAUGCGCCAAAAAGUUACCUCCUAAUAUCUCUCCUUUUUUUCCUUAAAUAAUCUAAUUAAAUAAAAAAAAUUUCUCCAGUUACCGAAAAAAAAUUCUCCAAUAUUUAUUAUUUUAUUAUAUAUUAAGAGAUAGGGUCCUUUUUCUAAAUUUUUUUUUGGCCGCAAGAUAGGGUGUUAUUCUCAUUAAUUAGAAUAAAAAGUCAACUCUGAUAUAGGUAGAGAUUAGGGCAUGGAUGACGAUAUUGGUAGAGAGUAGUAAAUUUAAUCAAAAGCGAUGAAAUGUAGCUUAAGAUUAGACUCUGAUUUCACCAACAUUAUCGAUGUAUUUCGGGGCGGCGAGAACUCAUAUAGGAUGAGUUGUUAUAAAGAUGUAAAAUUAGGAAAUUGUUAUCACUAUAUCUACAUCAUUUGAUCAAUGUAAUUUUGUUAUUGCAUAUAGAUAUAUAUACACACACUGAACAAUGCGGAAUGAUGAAUUAAUAUAAAAUUAAGAUGACGUGUGUUGUAUCA
Punica granatum (pomegranate) is the source of this 1419-nucleotide messenger RNA. NCBI's taxonomy places the organism in Eukaryota, Viridiplantae, Streptophyta, Magnoliopsida, Myrtales, Lythraceae. The record is from RefSeq and is a predicted model, not a curated record.